AGCAGGGACUCAUCAGUCUGUCUCCACCAUUCAUCGAAACGUUGAACCAUGAAGGCCUUUUUACUUAUUGUUAAUACGUUUCUAUUAUCGCUGGCUGUUAUUGUCAACACUUUGGAGUCCAAUCGACAUCACUCCUCGUCCUUCACGAAUUACGAUUGCGGUGACACUAUUCCAGCAGUAAUAUUGAGGGAAAAUGGACUGACGAAAUUGGCGGAUCUGCUGUUGACAUCAGAAGAUGGCCUUGUAGAAACACUUUCCGGACCAGGGCCGUUUACUUUAUUCGCUCCGACUGACGAGGCUUUCGCUUCAAUGAGCCUGUACAAUUUUGAUGCUGCGGAAGAUGUCAACUUGUUGAAGGAUAUUCUUACCUAUCACGUUGCUCCCUUGGAGAUCACAUCCGCUUUUCUGUCUGCCAUCCAGCAGGUGUACCAACUCCCCACCCUCCAAGGAUCGGCUCCCGUUCGGAUCAACGUCUAUCGGGAAAAUGAACGAGCCAUCACUUUAUUCGAUCCCGUCAAGACUGUGACCAUCAACGGAGCUCUGGCAUUGAAAUCAUUGCAAGCUUGCAACGGGUUAAUUUACAUGAUCGACAAGGUUCUCAAUCCCGCAGAUUUGAUGCCGGAAAACGACGAGCUGGAAAUUUUCGAUCGAUACGGUUUGACGACGGUCAAAAGGAUUUUGGACGUCCUCGGUGCUGUACAAUCGGUUAACAUCUUUUUCGGUCCGAAAACGUUGUUUGCUCCUACCGACGCCGCAUUCGCAGCCCUGCCACCGGGAUUCCUCGACGAAUUAUUGGCUGAUAAGAAGAAACUGUUGACAUUUAUCAACACUCACGUCGUCUCCGGGUAUCAUUACAGCCGAGGACUCGAGACUGGUCCCAUCCUCUCUUUUGGAGCAGUCGUCGACGUGCAAGUAUCUCACGGGAAAAUUACGUACGGUGGUGCCAAUAUCCUUAUUCCCGACAUAACAAAUGUUCAAGGUGUCAUUCACGUCAUUGACGCCUGUGUUUUGCCAGAUUUGGAAUAAUAUUUCCUCCGAGUUUUCCGACCGGAAAUAUCUUCAUUAAAAGAUAUUAUAUGAAUUGUUUAUUAUUCUUAAUAUUUUACACCUUCAGCACUAUAUCGCUCUGAAUGAACUAUGUAUAUUUAAAAAG
Messenger RNA from Daphnia pulex (common water flea), 1153 nucleotides. RefSeq names its product transforming growth factor-beta-induced protein ig-h3-like. Gene Ontology annotation, cellular component: extracellular matrix. Gene Ontology annotation, molecular function: cell adhesion molecule binding. Gene Ontology annotation, biological process: cell adhesion; extracellular matrix organization. The record is from RefSeq and is a predicted model, not a curated record. The transcript has 6 exons. Lineage: Eukaryota; Metazoa; Arthropoda; Branchiopoda; Diplostraca; Daphniidae. The coding region runs from base 49 to 1026 and encodes 325 amino acids.